GGGUAUUAACUAGCAAUCGAUAUAAAAGGGGAGUAACUUCCUGAAACUGAUUCCAAAUGGCUCAGAACGUCAAAGUUUGUGAAGUUGAACCAAAAAUCAAAGAAACAAUGAGGAAAUUUAAAUUUAGGAAAGAAAAAAAUAAUGCUGCAGUUAUAUUGAAAAUUGACAUGGAAAACAUGACAGUAGUUUUAGAUGAAGAAAUAGAAGAUUGCACUAUGGACGAUCUACAAAAUGAGUUGCCUGAUCACCAACCAAGAUUUGUAGUCUAUAGUUACUGUUACAAUCAUGAUGAUGGGCGUGUUUCAUAUCCUCUGUGCUUCAUCUUUGUUAGUCCUAUAGGGUGCAAGCCAGAAAUGCAAAUGAUGUAUGCAGGCAGUAAAAAUGGAUUAGUUCAAGAAUUAGAUGUGACAAAGAUUUUUGAAGUCAGAAACACAGAGGAACUCACAGAAGAAUGGUUAAAACAAAAAUUAUCAUUUUUCCGUUAGUGACUGCAUUUUUACUGAAAAACCAAGACCGAAAACACAGUGAAAUACAUAUCCAGUGAAUAAGUAUUCUGGGGCCAGUUUACCAGAGAUGAAGAUUUACUAGACAAGACAUUAGUAGUUAAGUCUUCUUGAAAUCAAAAAAAUUGGUUCAUGAAGUAAAAAAACGCCUUGUGUUGAUGAGUUAAGAUCUUUCAGUGACUGUGCUAAAUAACCAUACAUACAUUAAUUUCCUUGUUAUUACUUAAAGGGAUAACAACUGUUCAUUUUGGCCAAAAAAUGAAUUUUCCUGGGGUAAAGGACAAUUUUCCCAUA
Molecule: messenger RNA, 797 nt
Organism: Lingula anatina
Lineage: Eukaryota; Metazoa; Brachiopoda; Lingulata; Lingulida; Lingulidae
Product: glia maturation factor gamma
Biological process (GO): negative regulation of Arp2/3 complex-mediated actin nucleation; actin filament debranching
Cellular component (GO): cortical actin cytoskeleton
Molecular function (GO): Arp2/3 complex binding; actin binding
Source: RefSeq, a predicted model, not a curated record